AUGGAUAGCCUCAUCGGUCGAUGGAACAUGGAAAAAGGAUUGUGCACGGGGACAGAUGCCAUGCUGAAACUGCAAGGUAUAAACUGGGUCCUCCGGAAAGGUAUCGGCCUAGCGAGUGUCUGUCUCGACAUAUCCAUCUACAAAGACGAGCAACAGCCCGACUCGGACGUGACAGUCGUUGAUGCCCUUACAAUACCGACAGGCGGAAUGGGAACGACAAGAGAGCGCAGGGUAUUGGAUUGGUCGUUGGUUGACCAUAAGGAUUACCUGUUCGGGUCGAACCAGCACCAGACGCACUGGAUUUAUGGGGAGAGAGCUGCGGAAGGACGCGCAUUGCCGGAGUUUGAGCUGCAGACAAAGGUUGCGAAGGACCAAGAAAGGGUGAAGAAGUUUAUGCGCGGGGAGAUAUUGGAGGAUGGGAAGGAGACGGCGUGGGAGUUGGAUGAGCCGGUAGAGGGUAAGCACAUAUGGCUUCAUACGUUUGUGAGGAAUCUGGACUCUGGUUGGACGGCUGAGCAGAUAUGGGGGUUCGAGGUGAUCGAUGGCAAGCGGUAUCAUACUCGGCGCAUUGUGUCUGCUAAUACAAAGGGAGAAUGUGUGCUGGGCAGGCUGGUCUAUAGUUUUCUGGGUAGGGAGUAG
This is a messenger RNA of Aspergillus versicolor CBS 583.65, 639 nucleotides long. RefSeq lists its product as uncharacterized. Bases 1 to 639 code for a protein of 212 amino acids. The transcript has 4 exons. The record is from RefSeq and is a predicted model, not a curated record. Lineage: Eukaryota; Fungi; Ascomycota; Eurotiomycetes; Eurotiales; Aspergillaceae.